GGAAGCGAGCGGCUGAGUUGCUGCGGGGAAAAAAUAAAAAAUAAAUAAAAAGCCAAAUUAGUUGUGUCUUGCGGGAAGUGGAAGCCUCUGGUUGUUGUGUCUGCGGUUAAACAGCGCUUCUAUUCGCGGCUUGUCUUGUUCCCAACUGUGUGAGAUUUGCUAGUGACCCGGCCUGUGUACUCCCCUGCCAGGCAUACAUAAUGGAGCGGGCUGUUAAAGAGAACCACAAACCUUCUAAUGUCAAGGUUUUUCACCCAAUGACGGAGGGUCCCAAACGUAUCCCAGUUAGCCAGCCUCCGAGCACCCAGGUUAGGCCUCCUGUGACUGCAGUCUCUGCUCAGAGGAUAUUGGGUCCCUCUAAUGUGCCCCAGCGGGUGAUGAUGCAGGCUCAGAAACCUGUUUUGUCCAAUCAGAAGCCAACGGCUCAGGGCCUGCUGCGGCCGGCAACUCAUGGGCAUCAGACCAGCAAACCACAGGGACCAAAUGAGAAUCGCAAUCCACAGCAGACAAGCCAUUCCUCCACUCCAAACAUGGAAAAGAAAGGAAGCACCGAUCAAGGAAAGACUUUGGCUGUUCCCAAAGAGGAGGGUAAAAAGAAACAAUGGUGUCUGGAAGACUUUGAAAUCGGACGACCCCUAGGCAAAGGGAAGUUCGGAAAUGUGUAUCUGGCACGUGAGCGGGAGAGUAAAUUCAUCCUGGCACUGAAAGUGUUGUUUAAAUCCCAGCUUGAGAAGGCGGGAGUAGAGCACCAGCUACGCCGGGAGGUGGAAAUUCAGUCCCAUCUCAGGCACCCGAAUAUCCUCCGGCUAUAUGGCUAUUUCCACGAUGCCUCCAGAGUCUACCUAAUCCUCGAUUAUGCGCCUGGUGGGGAACUAUUCAGAGAGCUGCAGAAAUGCACCAGAUUUGACGACCAAAGGAGUGCUUUGUACAUCAAACAGCUGGCAGAAGCCCUCCUGUACUGUCACUCCAAGAAGGUGAUACACAGGGACAUUAAACCAGAGAAUUUGCUGCUCGGCUCUAAUGGAGAACUGAAGAUUGCUGACUUUGGCUGGUCUGUGCAUGCUCCGUCCUCCAGGAGGACCACUCUGUGUGGGACUCUGGAUUAUCUACCUCCUGAGAUGAUCGAGGGCCGAAUGCACGACGAGAAAGUUGACUUGUGGAGUCUGGGAGUUCUCUGUUACGAAUUCCUUGUAGGGAAACCUCCAUUUGAGACUGACACCCACCAGGAAACCUACAGACGCAUUUCAAAGGUUGAAUUUCAAUAUCCGCCGUAUGUAUCGGAAGAGGCAAAAGAUCUCGUUUCGAAGCUGUUAAAGCACAACCCAAACCACAGGCUGCCCCUGAAAGGAGUUCUCGAACAUCCAUGGAUCGUAAAAAAUUCUCAACAACCCAAGAAGAAAGAUGAGCCACUUGCAGGUGCUCAGUAGGAAAUCUCCCGUGGAUCUUUACCCAAAUGUGAGAAGGCAUAACAAUUUGCACCUGCUAGGCAACUCCCCCUAUUUCUAGUGGAGGCGGCUAAUCCUUCCCAAGGUGGGGUGGGGACGUUGAUCUGGCAACUCAUUGCUCAGUAUUUGCUUCGUGACACAAGGCAAUGCACCAUGGAACACUCGCAGUGCCUUCUGGGAAAAGCACUCAACAGCCUGAUCUUGGAUUUGCAACAACGGCUUCUUGCAAAGACCACAAAACCUGGUGCUUUUUUUUUUAACUUCUAUCACAAACCACUGCUCUGCUAUAGGCACAAGUUCUCUUUUUAAGGUGAAUUUCAAAGACAUGUCCCCAGACCCGGCAGUUAUGAACUGUAGCACUGAGAACUGUAAAACCGCCAGUUCUGACUUCUGCAACAAUCCAAUAAGCAAGCUUAUUCUCCAGAGAUUGGCCGGUGCAAUAGCAAUAUGAAUGCCUGGGUAUAUUUAUUAGGCUAUUUGACUGUCACCGUACACUGCUGCUCGAAUACUGAGUGAAUGAAUAGUGUAAAUACCUAUUGUUUCAAUCUUGUAUGUCCUUUUAUGUGUCAACACUUUUAGAAAAAGCCAAUUAUUUUUUUCCCCCUGUGUUUAAAUGUUUUAAAAUAAAAGCUUUGAUUAAAAAAAA
Molecule: messenger RNA, 2091 nt
Organism: Xenopus laevis (African clawed frog)
Lineage: Eukaryota; Metazoa; Chordata; Amphibia; Anura; Pipidae
Gene: aurka.S
Product: aurora kinase A S homeolog
Biological process (GO): meiotic cell cycle; mitotic cell cycle; spindle assembly
Cellular component (GO): spindle pole; centrosome; cytoskeleton
Molecular function (GO): protein kinase activity; protein serine/threonine kinase activity; ATP binding
Source: RefSeq, marked provisional